Molecule: messenger RNA, 1795 nt
Organism: Cyprinus carpio (common carp)
Lineage: Eukaryota; Metazoa; Chordata; Actinopteri; Cypriniformes; Cyprinidae
Gene: nt5c3a
Product: 5'-nucleotidase, cytosolic IIIA
Cellular component (GO): cytoplasm
Molecular function (GO): 5'-nucleotidase activity; magnesium ion binding
Source: RefSeq, a predicted model, not a curated record
UUGUGGUAUACAGACUGCCAUGUAGUGUUGUGUACUUCACAUUUAGUGUAUCAUCCGGGUAUUGUAUGUACGCAGACAGUUUUAAUAACGUGGGCAUGAUAUACUACAUAGUGUAGAAUGAGAUGAGGGUGUAGGGUGGUUGUGUACCGCAUGCGACACACUCCGUAAACGUGGUGUCUGCGCGACGAGGUUUGUUUUUAACGGGCGCAGAGCGGACAUGGACAGAAACGCGGUGGUUAAAGUGGGCGCGAUGGCGAGCGCCACUGUGUGCGCGCUGUUCGGCGGAGUCGUGUUCGCUCAGUACAUUUUCACCAAAAAACAGAGAGCAGGAAAGAAAACCAAGAUAAUCGAGAUGAUGCCAGAGUUUGAGAAGAGCACAGUUCACAUCAGAGACCCUGAGAGGGUGGAGCAGAUUAUCUGCAGUCUCAUUAAAGGUGGAGCAUCGAAACUGCAGAUCAUCACAGAUUUCGAUAUGACGUUAAGCAAGUUUGCUGUCAAUGGAAAACGCUGCCCAACAUGUCAUAAUAUCAUUGACAACUGCAAGCUGGUGACAGAAGAAUGUAGGAAGAAGCUGCUCCAACUAAAGGAGACAUAUUAUCCAAUAGAGAUAGACCCUCAUCUGACCAUGGAGGAGAAAUAUCCAUUUAUAGUGGAGUGGUAUUUUAAGUCUCACACGUUAUUGGUAGAACAGAGAUUGCAGAAGGACAAACUUCCAGAGGUCGUGAGAGAGUCGGAUGUCUGUCUAAGGGAAGGGUACGAGCAGUUCUUUGACCGGCUGCUCCAGCACAGCGUUCCUAUGUUCAUUUUUUCCGCCGGUCUGGGAGAUGUGCUCGAGGAAAUUAUCAGACAAGCUGGCGUCUACCAUGCCAACGUCAAAGUUGUGUCCAACUUCAUGGACUUUGAUGAUAAUGGGGUUCUGAAAGGCUUUAAAGGAGAGCUGAUCCAUGUUUACAACAAGCAUGAUGGUGCCCUGAGGAACACCGAGUAUUUCAAACAACUGAAGGACAAUGGAAACAUUAUUCUGCUCGGAGACUCUCUCGGGGAUCUCAACAUGGCAGAUGGUGUGCCCAACGUAGAGAACAUCCUCAAAAUCGGCUUUCUUAAUGAUAAGGUAGAGGAGCUGUUAGAAAAGUACAUGGACUCUUACGAUAUAGUUCUGGUGAAGGAUGAAACACUUGAAGUGCCUAAUUCCAUACUACAGAAGAUCUUAUAAUAGAAACAGCAGAGCCUGAUAGGAAAAGACUCAAAUUCCAGGAUAUUCAGAGUCACCUGGAUUAUUCCAGCACUUUAUCUGUCGACAUGUCUCACAUGCUCACAAGCCAUACAUACUCCACCCUUUGACCUUUUUAAUGUUGUGUCCUCUCAUCAUAAUGAACUAUUUUAAAUAAACACAUACAUCUGGAAUCGCGGUGUAAACUAAUAUCAAAGGAAAAAUAUGUCAUUUGCAUAUUGGUCAAAUUAUUGUUUGUAGUAUUUUUGAUAUGGAAAAUCAGUGUUUGCAAUAAAAGUUGGGGCAGUGAACAGUACAAAGCCCAACUGACAAUCACAUUCAUCAUCAUUCUUAAAAUGAUGUGCACUUAUAAAGUUUGAAGAUCUGUUAAAGUUCUCAUGGAACUUUGCAUGCACAGAUCAAAAUGAAAGCAAUACUGUUAAUUGCUCCAAAAGCCGUGAUGUUCCAUGUGUGUGCUUUGUCCUGUGAGGAUGUUUAAGCAUAAUUGAUCAACAUUUCGGUGUUAACAUUUGCACAACCUUCUGAUCACCUGUGAGGUAGACAAUAAAGUUUUUUUUUCCUCUA